UCUCUCUCUCCCUAUACUUAUUACAGAAACUCUGGUUAAGUAAAGAAGCUACUUAGUAUAGUAUAGUUUUAACCAUGAUUUCAACUUUUCCACCCAUGUUUCCUUCCUCCGACUCAAUUCUAGGAAACCCAUUUCCGUCCUUCGACGGAGGAUUCACACCCUGGGAUUAUUACCUUGAUCUUUUGCCGACGACUACCAUCCCAACUCCCGAACCGCCCGAAUACACGUCCAACUCGCCCGGUUCAGGGGAUAAUCUGCCCCAAUCGCCAAAACCCAUCAUGUCCGGUUCCGGGUCAGGGUCCGGUUCGGACGACCCGAACAGUAACCGGUCAAAUCCCAAACGUUCUUUAGAAUGUCUGGACCGGCCGGUUUCCGUGGUGGAGGAGCGUAAACGGAGGCGGAUGAUAUCGAACCGGGAAUCGGCGAGGAGGUCACGGAUGCGUAAACAAAAGCACUUAGAAAAUCUAAGGAACGAAGUGAACCGGCUUAGAGUCGAAAACCGGGAAGUAACGAACCGGUUACGGUUCGUUUUGUACCAUUUACAGUUGGUUCGAACCGAAAACGGUCAGCUCCGGUCCGAACACGCGACGCUGCGGCAGAAGUUGUACGACAUACGCGAAAUAUUGCUUUAUCGGCAACUCCAACAGUUCUCAUAACAAUCACCUAAAUAACGCCCAUGCAAUAAUUAAUGUCAUUAUAUUAGUCAGAAGAACCAACUUCAUCGUUAAUUAUCACUUAAAUUAUUAAAAUCAACCCUCGUAAAAAAUAACCAUUAAAUUAUUUAAUAUAUGAAAAAAAAAAAUGGAAGAAGAGAACACGUAGGGCAGUCUAUAAUUUUGUAAAUUAUAUAUAUAGAUAUUAUUAUUAUUAUUAUUAAAAUAUGUUUAAAGAGAAUGGUGGUGGUGGGUAGAUUUUGGUCAUUUUUGUGGUUUACAACAAAAAGAGGUUCUCUCAUAUUAAUGUUGUGUAAAAAUAUUUAGUCGAUCUAUAUAUAAUUUAGCUAUAUAGUUAGCAUGUUCUUGUUUGGUCA
Molecule: messenger RNA, 1030 nt
Organism: Cannabis sativa
Lineage: Eukaryota; Viridiplantae; Streptophyta; Magnoliopsida; Rosales; Cannabaceae
Product: basic leucine zipper 43-like
Exons: 1
Coding region: 75-656 (193 amino acids)
Biological process (GO): positive regulation of DNA-templated transcription
Cellular component (GO): nucleus
Molecular function (GO): transcription cis-regulatory region binding; DNA-binding transcription factor activity
Source: RefSeq, a predicted model, not a curated record